CUUGGGGUCUGCAGAGUCACGUUGCAGACUCCCAGUCCCGGUCGCGCACGGGUCGAGCCGCGGGGUGUGAGCCGCGCGGGCCGCCGUAGUCAGCCGCCGCGAGCAGGAAGUGUCCGAGGAGCGGGCGGAGGGCGCGCCAUGGCCCCGGACCCCUGGUUCUCCACUUACGAUUCUACCUGGCAAAUUGCACAAGAGAUCGCUGAGAAAAUUCAACAACGAAAUCAGUAUGAAAGAAAUGGUGAAAAUACAACCAAGCUUACCGUGACAAUCAGAGCUUUGUUGCAGAAACUGAAGGAAAAGAUCGCCCUUUUGAAGGACUUACUGCUAAGAGCUGUGUCAACACAUCAGAUAACACAGCUCGAAGGAGACCGAAGACAGAACCUUUUGGAUGAUCUUGUAACUCGAGAGAGACUACUUCUGGCAUCCUUUAAGAACGAGGGUGCAGAACCAGAUCUCAUCAGGUCCAGCCUGAUGACUGGAGGGGCCAAGCAAGGAGUACCCAAUCCUUGGCUCUUCGAGGAGCCGGAGGAGACCAGAGGCUUGGGUUUUGAUGAAAUCCGGCAACAACAGCAGAAAAUUAUCCAAGAGCAGGACGCAGGCCUCGAUGCCCUCUCCUCAAUCAUCAGUCGCCAGAAACAAAUGGGGCAGGAGAUUGGGAAUGAACUGGAUGAGCAAAAUGAGAUAAUUGAUGACCUUGCCAACCUUGUGGAGAAUACCGAUGAGAAACUUCGCACCGAAACCAGGCGUGUGAAUCUGGUGGACAGGAAGUCCACAUCUUGUGGUGUAUCGGGAGCAGUAUUCACUUCCCCCUCUUAAGUCUGCGUAUAUCCUGCCAGGCUGUAUGAAAAACGACGCAAGGUUUGAACAGCCCUGAAUCAAGGGUGGAACUGCAGUUACGUGAGGCGCCUGUAACCGAAGGAGAGCCGGUACUUACGGAGGCUCGCUGUGUCCUGGGCACCUGGCUGCGUGCUUCAGAAGGGUUUUGUCGUAAACCCCCACCCCCACCCUACGUGACAUACUGUUGUUAUCCCCCACUGACAA
Messenger RNA from Hippopotamus amphibius kiboko, 1041 nucleotides. It is a transcript of the gene STX8, whose product is annotated as syntaxin 8. Gene Ontology annotation, biological process: intracellular protein transport; vesicle fusion. Gene Ontology annotation, molecular function: SNARE binding; SNAP receptor activity. The coding region runs from base 139 to 816 and encodes 225 amino acids. The transcript has 8 exons. The record is from RefSeq and is a predicted model, not a curated record. Gene Ontology annotation, cellular component: SNARE complex; endomembrane system. NCBI's taxonomy places the organism in Eukaryota, Metazoa, Chordata, Mammalia, Artiodactyla, Hippopotamidae.